Molecule: messenger RNA, 2343 nt
Organism: Papilio xuthus (Asian swallowtail)
Lineage: Eukaryota; Metazoa; Arthropoda; Insecta; Lepidoptera; Papilionidae
Product: tigger transposable element-derived protein 6
Exons: 1
Coding region: 507-2021 (504 amino acids)
Cellular component (GO): nucleus
Molecular function (GO): DNA binding
Source: RefSeq, a predicted model, not a curated record
AACAAUAAUAGAUUUGUUAUAAAAGUUGACACAUUCAGUGUUUACCAUGAACUAUAUUUAAAUUAUUACUAUAUUACUUAUGAAUUCUUGUUAACGAUAGCUUUAAAUAAAAUGGCAAAAUUAAACUAUUAAUUAAAACUUGGUAGGUAAACACUUCACCUUCAACAACAAGAAAAUGUUUGAAUUAUUGUGUUUGUUAUGUAAUUGUAUAGUUAGUUCACAUUCUACUUACUAAUAACAGUCAAAAAAAGUUUAAUGUGGACAUUAGAUAAAUAAUGUAUAUGUAAACCAGCGGUUCCAUUUAACAAUUUUCAUUGGUAAAAACAUUUGGAACAGUGUUAUGCAUGAAGACUUUAUAAAUGAGGACUAUGGACCAAAUUUAGGUCUUAAUUUAAUUCAGUAUAAGUCUUCAUACAGUUCAACCAAGAAUAAUUUUUUUGAUUCUAUUAUUCAUUUAGAAGUGUACAAGAUCAGUCAAAUUUUAAAAUUGAGGUACAUGAUAAAAUAUGUCGCAAAAGAAAAGAAAAAGUUUAAAUAUCAAAGAAAAGUUACAUGUAAUAUCAAAGUUGGAGAGUGGAACUUUAAACAAAGACUUGGCAAAGGAAUAUGGUGUGCCACACUCAACAAUAUCGAGCAUUUGGUCAAAAAGAGAAAAAAUCAAAAUACUUUAUGAUGCCAAUUAUUUGAAAAUGAAACGGGCAAGAACAACGAAAAAUACAAAUAUUGAAGAAGCAUUGUUAAAGUGGUAUAAACAUCAAAGAGCUAAUAAUUAUUCUGUAAAUGGACCUAUUCUGCAACAAAAAGCAAAUGAUUUUGCUAAGCAUUUUGGAGAGGACUUUGUUUGCUCCGCUAGUUGGAUUCAACGGUUCAAAGCCCGGCAUAGCAUAAUAUAUGGAAAAAUAUGUGGUGAAAAUAAAGCUCCCAGUCCUAUAGAUGAAUGGAAAUCCCAAAAGUUGCCGAUAUUAUGUGCAGGAUAUGAACCAGAUAACAUAUUUAAUGCGGAUGAAACUGGACUUUUUUAUAGUUUGACACCAGACAGUAGUUUCAAGUUUGAAGGACAACAUUGUUCUCUUGGGGAAAUGUCUAACAUGAGGCUAACUAUCCUUGUAGCAGCAAAUAUGACAGGAACCAUGAAAAAGAAACUUUUAGUUGUUGGCAAACCUAAAAAACCAAGCUGUUUAAAAAACAAUAAUUCACUACUGGUAACAUAUGAAAACAAUGUUAAUUCAUGGAUGACUUCACAAAUCUUUGAAAGAUGGUUACGACAUUGGGAUGCUGAAUUAGAAGAAAUUGAUAGGAAAAUUUUACUAUUAGUUGAUAAAUGUCCUGCUCAUGAGAGUGUUAAUGAUUUGAGGUAUAUAAAACUAGUGUUUUUACCAUUAAAUGUUACUUCUGUGCUUCAGCCUAUGCAGCAAGGUAUUAUAAGGUGUUUAAAAUAUAAAUACAGAAGAUUCCAAGUGUUAAAUAUCAUACGAAACCUUGACAACGAUAACCACAAGAGCUUUUCGGUUCUCGAUGCUAUUUUGAUGAUAUCAGAAGCAUGGGAGAACGUUUCGCAGAAUACCAUAGCCGAUUGCUUUAGACAAGCAGGCAUAACCGAGUUCUUAACAAUAUACUCGGAUGAUGACGUUAUGCCUCUAGUGCAACAGAUUUUUGUUACUGAUAGCGAUGAAGAAGAAGUGCCUUUAGAUAAAUUGGCACAAAGUUUGCGACCACCUUUGAAUGUCACGGAAACAGAGAAGUUUGUAGAUAUAGAUAACUCCGUUGCCACUUGUUUAUCAGCUGCAAAGAAUGAUGUACAAGAAAUCGUAGCGGUGAAAGAAGAAAUCGACGACAGAAAUACAGAAGAACAAUUUUGUAUACCAAGUCUUAAUGAUGGUUUAAAUGCUAUUAAUGUUUUACGAAAAAUUUUGCUUUGCAAGGAACAGUUUAAAAUUCAGGGUAAUUAUGAUGAUACACUGGUUAACAUCAAACGUGAAAUAGAAAAUUCUUAUGUUCAAGAAGAAUGUGCGAAAGACUAAAGUUACAAAGUUGCAAAGCAAUAACAAAAUAUAUUGAUGAUAUGGAAAUAUUUUAUAUGUUUUUGUUUGAAUUAAAAUGUAAAUGGUAUGUACUUAGUUUAUUUUAAAAAGGGAUAUUCGUAUAUAACAUAGUUAUUCGUUACCAUUUAGUCCAAUACUCCAUCUGCCCGAAAGUCGUAUAAAGUCUUUAACGAUCCCAAUAUCCACAGUUAAUAACCAUUGUUUGAAUUUAAUUGAAUUUCUUGUGGAGCGUUUCUUCAAUAGAAUCAUUUCGAUCAAGAUCAGUCCAUUGGUAGUACUGUUGAGUGACUGGUUUGGUUUA